Messenger RNA from Danaus chrysippus (African queen), 1029 nucleotides. The record is from the annotation of a GenBank genome assembly. NCBI's taxonomy places the organism in Eukaryota, Metazoa, Arthropoda, Insecta, Lepidoptera, Nymphalidae.
AUGAGAACACAAGCAUUUUUAUGUGUAGUCCUCUUUAUAGGAGGGUGUAUAGCUGCACCUCUCUCAGAAGAAAAUGAUGAAAGAAUUGUUAUACCAAGACAAAUCUUCGAUAAAUCUCUCGUUAAAUAUAAAGCGAAACACGAUAUCGUGGAUAUUAUUGUACCGUUGAAUGCUCUGAACUUUGACGAGUCUAUGAAAGAUAGUGAUUCUGAUAGCAAGUCUGAUUCUGAUGAGAACGAUCUUACAGAUGUGACGGUUUUCUUAGUAGAAGCUGAUCUUAAAGAUGGUAAACGUGUUGACAAAGGACUGUACUUAUAUAAGAAUGAUGAGGUGAAAAUGGUUCUGCCUAAUGGAAGAGCAGCGGCGGCUUCAUCAAACGACAAUAAAUUAGUCUAUUUCGGAGCCAGCGAUGGUUUAUAUGUUUAUAAUGUUGACUCCAAGUCCGCUGAUAAAUAUGGAAAAUUUUCCGAUAGCAUUAUUGAUAUCGCUACAAACGAAGAUGGAAAACAUAUUUACAUUCUGAGUGAAGAUCACAAAUUAUAUAAUGUGACAAACGAAGGCGAAGACAAAGAGUUGCUCCAAGAUGUAGAAGAUGCCCAGGAAAUUGUUUUGGAUGAUUCUGGAAACAUUUACUUCUAUGACUCAAACAAGGAUGUAUUCAUUAAAAAUGCUGAUGGGAUUAUCAAAGUUCAGGGUCUACCGGAAGGUAGGAAAUCCCUUAAGCUUGUAAACCCACCGUUUAUAAUGGAGGAAUCAGUUCCUUUGAUGAUAGACAACGCUCUAUACGUUAUCAAUGCUAAUGGAACAGCUGAAGCUACUGGCUUGGAGUUCAGUCCUAAUGCGAAACCAACUGCUUAUGGCGCUGAUGCCGUUCUAGUGCAGUACUACGCAUAUAAUAAAAAACUGUAUGAAUUUAAUCUGUUAGCACUCAUAGCAGAAGAAAUAUUUGAGGGUAUGCAGGAAGAAGCUGAGAAAAUUCGCAACAACGCUGAAAAACGCAAAAAGUCUUUAGGCUCGAAGAGAUCUUAA